This is a messenger RNA of Nematostella vectensis (starlet sea anemone), 1548 nucleotides long. RefSeq lists its product as uncharacterized. The transcript has a single exon. The record is from RefSeq and is a predicted model, not a curated record. NCBI's taxonomy places the organism in Eukaryota, Metazoa, Cnidaria, Anthozoa, Actiniaria, Edwardsiidae. Bases 1 to 1548 code for a protein of 515 amino acids.
AUGGGGACCAUGAGGGAUUACCACAAUCUGUAUCUAGAGUCGGAUGUGUUGCUUUUAUCUGACGUUUUCGAGAACUUUAGAGACGUUUGUCUCAAGAAUUACGGUCUGGACCCCGCUUGGUACUACACAGCGCCAGGGCUGGCUUGGGAUGCAGCGUUGAAGACCACCAAGGUGAGGCUAGAGCUUCUGACGGACUAUGACAUGUUGCUCAUGAUUGAGAAGGGCAUCCGUGGUGGUGUCUCCAUGAUAAGCAACAGACAUGGGGAGGCAAAUAACCCUUACAUGAAGGAGUAUGACCCUAACCUACCAACAAAAUAUAUCACCUACCUUGAUGCGAACAAUUUGUAUGGCUGGGCGAUGAGCAACCCUUUACCGACUCACGGUUUCAGGUGGAUGGGUGACCAAGAGCUGUCAGGUUGGAGAGACCGCCCAUGCAUUCUGGAGGUUGACUUGGAGUACCCUCACCACCUACAUGACUUACACAACGAUUACCCACUAGCCCCGGAAUCUAUCGGGCUAGGCAAGGUGGACAAGUUGGUCCCCAACCUCAACGACAAGACAAAGUACGUUAUCCACCAUGAGACUUUGAGACUUUAUGUGAGUUUUGGGCUAAAAGUCACCAAGAUUCACAGGGGUGUCACUUUUGAGGAGUCUGCGUGGCUGGAGCCCUACAUUGACUUGAACACCGAUCUGAGAGCCAAGGCGACUAAUGAUUUCGAGAAGGACUUCUUCAAGUUGAUGAACAACUCCGUCUUUGGUAAGACUAUGGAGAACAUUAGGAACAGGGUGGACAUUCGGUUGGUGACGGACGAGAAGCAAGCCAAGAAGCUCAUAUCAAAGCCGAACUAUCAACAUCGCACCAUCUUUUGCGAGAAUCUAGUCGCCAUUCACAUGAAGAAGACAAAGUUAACCUUCAACAAACCCGUUUACUUGGGUAUGUCCAUCCUGGAUAUAAGCAAGACGCUCAUGUAUGAUUUCCACUACAACUUCGUCAAGCCCAAGUACGGUGAGGAUGCAAAGCUCUUAUUCACUGAUACUGACAGCCUGAUGUAUGAGAUCGAGACGAAAGACUUUUACAAGGACAUCAGCGGGGAUGUGAGGUCCAUGUUCGACACCAGCAACUUUCCGGAGGGUCACCCAUCCGGUAUUGAGGUGGGUGUGAACAAGAAAGUCAUCGGAAUGUUUAAAAAUGAGGCUGGGGGCCAGCAAAUUACAGAAUUUGUAGGACUGAGAGCCAAACUUUACUCAUACAAGAUGGAUGAAGGUAAAGAAGAAAAGAAAUGCAAGGGCGUCAAGAGAGCAGUCGUCAAGAAGAGCAUCGGUUUCGAUAACUACAAGGAUUGCCUAUUUGAUAAGAAACCUCAGAUGAGACUUAUGAAUGUCAUCAGAAGUCAUAAGCAUGAUGUUUACACUGAAACGGUGAACAAGGUCGCUCUAUCUCAUGAGGAUGACAAGCGAAUCAUCUGUGACGAUGGCAUCCACACCUUCGCUCACGGUCAUUUCAAAACUGCGGCUGGUGGUAGCUCAGUAUCUUCAGGAACGACUUGA